Acanthochromis polyacanthus (spiny chromis) is the source of this 559-nucleotide messenger RNA. RefSeq names its product mitochondrial ribosomal protein S21 (gene mrps21). Bases 71 to 334 code for a protein of 87 amino acids. NCBI's taxonomy places the organism in Eukaryota, Metazoa, Chordata, Actinopteri, Pomacentridae. The record is from RefSeq and is a predicted model, not a curated record. Gene Ontology annotation, cellular component: ribosome. The transcript has 2 exons. Gene Ontology annotation, molecular function: structural constituent of ribosome. Gene Ontology annotation, biological process: translation.
CUGGAACCUUUUGUAAUUCAGCGUUUGCAGCCGGACGACAUUUGAAGAAGCGACAACCAUCGGUCUCAUCAUGGCGAGACAUCUUCGCUUCGUUGCGCGGACCGUGAUGGUCCAAGACGGAAACGUCGAUGCGGCUUACAAGACUUUAAACAGGAUCCUGAAUCAGGAGGGAGUUAUUGAAGACGUGAAACGCAAACGCUACUUCGAGAAGCCCUGUCGAGAGCGACAGAGGAAGAACUUUGAGAGCUGCAGGCGUAUUUACCACACGGAAAUGGCCAGAAAAAUCGCCUUCAUCUCCAGGACGAACAGAGAGGAUCCCUGGGUCGGCUGCUAGAGAGAUGGAGUGUGUUGAAAAAGAACAUUUACGGUGGACUGCUUCAGGAAGCAAACAAGAUCAACACAGUGUCACAUCUGGAGAGACUCGGACUGGUGUCACGUUGUUUUACAUGUUUGUAGUUUGUCGUCAAGUUAAUACUUUCUUCACUAAAUUCAUCAGGAAGAGUGCAUUCAUUCUGGUUGUAAUGAACUUCCUAAUAAAUACAUGACACAAACAACAAAG